AUGUACGGAGGCCAGCGAUGCAUCCCCGGGAACAUAAUCGUGCGGCAGCGGGGCACCGAGUUUCAUCCCGGAGCAAAUGUCGGCAUGGGCAAGGACCACACCCUUUUUGCUUUGAUCCCCGGCAACAUCAAGUUCAGCUUCGACAAGCGACGAAAACGGAGAAUGGUGGCCAUCCUGCCUCCAGAGACGGCGAGUGCCAGCGUCUCAGCAACCGCUUGA
Messenger RNA from Auxenochlorella protothecoides, 219 nucleotides. Its product is annotated as 50S ribosomal protein L27. Gene Ontology annotation, molecular function: structural constituent of ribosome. The transcript is spliced from 2 exons. Gene Ontology annotation, cellular component: ribosome. The record is from RefSeq and is a predicted model, not a curated record. The coding region runs from base 1 to 219 and encodes 72 amino acids. NCBI's taxonomy places the organism in Eukaryota, Viridiplantae, Chlorophyta, Trebouxiophyceae, Chlorellales, Chlorellaceae. Gene Ontology annotation, biological process: translation.